This is a messenger RNA of Oncorhynchus masou masou (cherry salmon), 2425 nucleotides long. Its product is annotated as RNA polymerase I-specific transcription initiation factor RRN3-like. NCBI's taxonomy places the organism in Eukaryota, Metazoa, Chordata, Actinopteri, Salmoniformes, Salmonidae. Gene Ontology annotation, molecular function: RNA polymerase I general transcription initiation factor activity; RNA polymerase I core binding. Gene Ontology annotation, biological process: transcription initiation at RNA polymerase I promoter. Gene Ontology annotation, cellular component: nucleus. The record is from RefSeq and is a predicted model, not a curated record.
UGUGUAAAGCAUGGAGAUUGAAGGGAGAGAUUUCAUGAACACUCCCCUGAAGACGGUGCGGUUUGGGGGAAAUGUUGUUGACACGUUAGCGAAAUUCAAACAGGGAGACACCAGUGACUAUGAGUUGUUGAAACAUCAGCUGGCAGAUCCAGAUAUCAAGGAUGCCCAAAUCAUCAACUGGCUGCAGGAGUUCCGGAAUUGUGUGACACAACUCAGCAAAGACCAUGAGCAGCUGAUCUAUGUGGCUCUGAGGCUGCCGUGGCUGGGCCGAAGCCCUGCCGUAGUGGAGGAGUAUCUGUCCUUCCUCAGUAACCUGGUAUCUGCCCAGACGGUUUACCUCCGGGCCUGCCUCAAGAUGGUGGUCUCCAACUUCACACCCAAGAGAGUGAAGAUCUGUGAGGGGGGAGUGGACAUCUCUGACUCAGAUGAUGAUGAUGAAGACCUUCCAAGGAGUUUUGACCAGUGUCACCAGGCCCUGCAGCUGAUUGGCAGAUAUGUCCCAUCCACCAGCUGUUUCCUGAUGCCCAUUCUGAUUGACAACUUUCCUUUUGUGCAGAAAUCUUCCAGAACCCUGGAGUGUUAUGUCCAUAACCUUCUGCGGGUGGCGGUGUACAUCCCCUCUCUACGACGAGACGUCCUGGAACUCAUCAUCAGUCGGAUGCUCAAACUGGAUGUGAGUGCUCCCCGGGGAGAGAUAGAGGAGGUGGAGGAGAAUGCUGUGCAGCAGGAGUUGAAAGGAGAGCAGGAGGAGGAGGGCCUCUUUGACAUGGAUGAGGAUGUCUGUUCGGUGAAGUCCAGUCCAGCAGGGACCAAUGUGAUGGUCCACCCUGUCGCUGAGAGACUGGACACUCUCAUGGUUGUGCUGCUGGCCUUCAUCAAGGACAUGUGCCACGUCAACGGUUGUCUGGAUGUGGAGCGGACUAAGGAUCUGUACAAGGACCUGGUGUGUGUGUUUGAUAAACUUAUCCUACCUACACACGCCUCCUGUCACGUCCAAUACGCCCUCUUCUACCUCUGCAGCUUCAGACUGGCUCUGGCAGAGGCGUUUCUGGAACACCUGUGGAGGUUACUGCAGAGCCCGUCUCACCCGGCAGUACUGCGCCAAUCUGCCGCUGGCUACAUGGGUAGCUUCCUGGCCCGUGCCAACUUCCUGCCCGUCGUUACGGUGCGUGCGUGUCUGGACCUGCUGGUCCCCUGGCUCCACCUAUACAUAGACAGCCAGGACUCCGGCUCCCGGGCCUACUGUGACAUCACGCUACACGGGCCCUUCUACAACGCCUGCCAGGCUGUCUUCUACACACUCAUCUUCAGACACAGGAGCAUCCUGGAGGGCAACAUGAAGAAAGGCCUGGCGUACCUGCAGGGUCUGAACCUAGAGAGGAUAGUGAUGUGUCAGCUCAACCCUCUGAAGGUCUGCCUGCCUGCCGUCACCAACAUGUUUGCUGCCAUCACCAGAAAGUACCAGUUGGUGUUCUGCUACACCAUCAUCGAGAGGAACAACCGCCAUGUUCUCCCUGUGGUCCGCAGCUCUGUGGGGGGCGACUGUGUGUCCACCAACACCAACCCCCUGGACAGUUUCUUCCCCUUCGACCCCUAUGUGCUCAAGAGGUCAAGUAAACUCAUCGAGCCCCUCUACCAGGUGUGGGAGGAGCCAGCAGACACUGGGGUGGACACCGUCACCACCAAGAGAGUCAGACCGUGCUCGGAUGCAGAUGAGGAUGACUUCCUGCGAGGGGAGACGCCGGAGACAAAGGGAGUGAUGGGUAUGACCCCUGGCUCGUAUGACUCACACCUCCACAGCCCCAGCAGUGUGGGCUCGCCGCCCAUCUCAUUCCUACAGAGACCCUAUCAUCACUGAAGAGGAGUAUCAGUCGGAACCAUCUACAAUUACCACCCCAUCAAGAACCUACUCCAGGACGCAAGAGAUUAUGAACACAAAGUGUACAAUGCGUGGCUAGAGCUAUUCAUUUUAUAAUAAUUGUUCUAUGUUAUAGCAGUUAACAUGUUAUAACUGGUUAAUAGUGAAUAAGUUAAUUUCACUCCACUAUGGAAAGUAAAUGUUUUUGUUUUAUCUAGGAUGGGAAAAUCGAAAGAUUUGUGUUCUCAGCGAAGGUAACUGUAUUUACAAAAGAUAAUUCUGACACUUUCAAUGGUUCAUUGAUUUUGGUUGUCUGAUCUACAAUUUGUGUCAAGUUCUGAACAACACAUUUUAAUGAUUUAUAUAAUUUUACAGAUUGUAAACAUGUUCCCUUAUUGAAAUUCUUCUUAACCAGAACAGAUACUUGUAAGAAAGGUCACCUGCAGUAGAUGAAAAGGGAAACAUAUCUGUAAACUUGUGCUUGUAUGUAUGGAGUAUCAAGUAUAUAGUUGACAUACACAACCCUGUAAAUAAAAGUCACACUAUUUGUGGGUUGACAGAAAUGAA